AUGAACCCUAGUGGGGCCAAAUUUUCACCAAAUUAUUCUUUUGCAGUUGGCUUAGGUUAUUUUGUACUUUUGUACCUAAAGAGAUUGUCCCCGCACCGCACGCGAGCGUCUUCAGCUAGAUUUCUGACCCACCAUUACAGAAACCCAGGAUCCGCCGGAGCCGCCCCCAUCAUAAUCGGCUGGCUCGAGCAAUUCCAAAAACCACCACCGCCGCCGAACCCUGCCAGCUCGGAAAUCCCAUACGCCGGCGCCGGCGCCGCCGCGAAAGUCACCCCGAGAUCUCCUCCGCUGAGGAACCCCAAAAUCUCCUCCAGUGACCGCAGCCGGUGGCUCAGCUCCGCCAUCUGCGCCCUGAGCACGGCGUUUUCCGACUCCACGCCGGCGAAAUUCUGCGCGGCGGCGUUCAGACCGGCGAGGAUCCGGCGGUUCUCCUCCCUCAGCUCCGCCACCUGCGCCACCAAAUCGUCCAAAUGCUUCUGCUUCCUUGCCCUGCUCCGCCGCGCCGAGUCCCGAUUCGAGAUCAUCCUCUUCCUCUUCCUCUGA
Molecule: messenger RNA, 543 nt
Organism: Striga asiatica
Lineage: Eukaryota; Viridiplantae; Streptophyta; Magnoliopsida; Lamiales; Orobanchaceae
Source: the annotation of a GenBank genome assembly